Tyto alba (common barn owl) is the source of this 1532-nucleotide messenger RNA. RefSeq names its product eukaryotic translation initiation factor 4E family member 1B (gene EIF4E1B). Gene Ontology annotation, molecular function: RNA 7-methylguanosine cap binding; translation initiation factor activity. Lineage: Eukaryota; Metazoa; Chordata; Aves; Strigiformes; Tytonidae. Gene Ontology annotation, biological process: translational initiation. Gene Ontology annotation, cellular component: cytoplasm; eukaryotic translation initiation factor 4F complex. The coding region runs from base 731 to 1468 and encodes 245 amino acids. The record is from RefSeq and is a predicted model, not a curated record. The transcript has 6 exons.
CCCCGCCGCGGCUCGGCACCCCCGGGGCGGUCCCAUCGCGUCGCACCUUUCUCCCCAUCCCCACCCGGCCCGAUCCCGUGCCACGCGGUCCCCACGCUGUCCCGUGCUGGUCCCCAUCCCGUCCCAUCCCCAUCCCGCCCUUUCCCUGUCCCAUCUUCUCCCGAUCCUGCUCCCAUCUCGUCCUGAUCCCCACCCUGUCCCCGUCUCACUCCCCCACACGUUCUACCCUACCCCUAUGCCAUCCCCCCCCCCCCCCCCAUGAUAUCCUCUUCCCACCUCAUCCCACCCCAUUCCCAUCCCACCCUGUCCCCACUCCAUCCAAUUCUGAUCCCAUCGCCUCCCCGUCCCAUUCCAAUCCAAUGUUGUUCCCAUCCCACCCUACCCUGAUCCCCUCCUCCCCGUCACAUCCCAUCUCCACCCCCAAUCCCAAUGCUAUCCCACCCUGCCCUGCCCCAUACCACACCACCUUGAUCCCAUCCCACCUUACACCACCCUAUCCCCCCAUCCUGUUCCCAUUCCACCCUGCCUCCCUGCCCACAUCCCCCAGCUCCCUGCCCUAGGGGGGGAUCCCCCCAUCUCCCUGCUCGCCAGGAGGGGCAGGCCUGGCACACCCUCCCCAGCGCACCACCCUCCCACCCCACCAGCUGCAGCUGGGACGGGUGCUUCAUCCCACCCACCUGGGGGCACUUAAGAGCCAGGAGCGGCCCGGGGGGCGCCUGUGCUGGGCAGGAUGGCUACAGGGGAGCAGAAGAGGCAAGAGGAGCGGCGGCGGCGGAGGGCUCAGAAGCAAGAGCUGCUCCUGGCAGAGAGCCUGGGCAAGCACCCCCUGCAGAACAGGUGGGCACUGUGGUUCUUCAAGAAUGACAAGAGCAAGAUGUGGCAGGCAAACUUGCGCCUUGUCACCAAGUUCAGCACUGUGGAGGACUUUUGGGCGCUGUACAACCACAUCCAGCUCGCUAGCAAGCUCACCUCUGGCUGCGACUACUCCCUUUUCAAGGAUGGCAUCGAGCCCAUGUGGGAGGACAACCAGAACAAGCGUGGUGGGCGCUGGCUCAUCACCCUGGCCAAGCAGCAGCGGCACACCGAGCUGGACCGGUUUUGGCUGGAGACAGUGAGUGCAGCCCCACUCAGGCUGGCCUGCGGGGUCUUUCCCCCUGCUACAGUGCCAAGCCUUAGCAGGGACUGUCCUGGGCUCCCCUUCUCCUCCCGACAGCUUCUGUGCCUCAUUGGGGAGAUGUUUGAUGAAUACAGCAACGAGGUGUGCGGGGCUGUCAUCAACAUACGUGCCAAGGGGGACAAGAUCGCCAUCUGGACCCGGGAAGCGGAGAACCGGGAAGGGGUCACCCACAUUGGGCGUGUCUACAAGGAGCACCUGGGCCUGUCACAGAAGGUGGCCAUUGGGUACCAGGCCCACGCGGACACGGCCACCAAGAGUGGCUCCCUCACCAAGACCAAGUUUGUGGUGUGACUGUGGGGGGAGCGGGGUGCUGACUGCAGGGUCCCCCUGUCCUGUCCCACAAUGAAUGGAUGCA